Molecule: messenger RNA, 1644 nt
Organism: Plasmodium berghei ANKA
Lineage: Eukaryota; Apicomplexa; Aconoidasida; Haemosporida; Plasmodiidae
Product: conserved Plasmodium protein, unknown function
Exons: 1
Coding region: 1-1644 (547 amino acids)
Source: RefSeq, a predicted model, not a curated record
AUGAAAGUAACAUUUAGCUUAUUUUUUAUCCUUGUAAUUGCAACCAAGUUGAACUCUAAAUAUAAUGUAUAUUGUUCUAAGGAUUAUAUUAAUGAAUCUAACGAAGUUAAACAUAGUCCUUAUAUCUUUGAUUUAAGUAGUUAUGAUUUAGAUAGACAAAAUAAUUUUUUAAUAAAUUUAAAACACGAUGAACCUAAACAGAAUUUGAGAAAAAAGAGAAAUGAAAAUUCGCUAGAAUAUUCAGAGGAAAAUAAUUAUAAUACUGAUGAAUAUAUGACCCCAAAUUAUCCUAAUGAUGUAAUUUCGCCUGAACAGUCAGAAUAUGAAACCCCAAGCCCAAAUUAUCCACGACAAUAUCCCCCUGAUUAUGAAACAUAUGACACCUCAAAUAUAAAUGAAAAUGAAUCUUCUUAUCAUAAAAAAUUAGAAAGCGAAGCCUUUGAAACGCCUGAGCUUCCAUACCCUAACAAUGUAAAAACCAAAAAAAAUUAUGAUAAUUCAGGUGUAGAAUCCAAUAAUGAAGAUACCACCGAAGUUAAUUACAAUACAGAACAGAUAGGUAUGAAUGGAAUUUAUGACAAUAAUGAACCAAAUGGAAUUUAUGAAAAUAAUGAACCAAAUGAUUUUGAUAAAAAUAAAGAAGCAAAUGGAAUUUAUGAAAAUAAAGAAGCAAAUGGAAUUUAUGACAAUAAUGAACCAAAUGGAAUUUAUGAAAAUAAUGAACCAAAUGAUUUUGAUAAAAAUAAAGAAGCAAAUGGAAUUUAUGAAAAUAAAGAAGCAAAUGGAAUUUAUGACAAUAAUGAACCAAAUGGAAUUUAUGAAAAUAAUGAACCAAAUGAUUUUGAUAAAAAUAAAGAAGCAAAUGGAAUUUAUGAAAAUAAUGAACCAAAUGGAAUUUAUGAAAAUAAUGAACCAAAUGGAAUUUAUGAAAAUAAUGAACCAAAUGAUUUUGAUAAAAAUAAAGAAGCAAAUGGAAUUUAUGAAAAUAAUGAACCAAAUGGAAUUUAUGAAAAUAAUGAACCAAAUGGAAUUUAUGAAAAUAAUGAACCAAAUGGAAUUUAUGAAAAUAAUGAACCAAAUGAUUUUGAUAAAAAUAAAGAAGCAAAUGGAAUUUAUGAAAAUAAUGAACCAAAUGGAAUUUAUGAAAAUAAUGAACCAAAUGGAAUUUAUGAAAAUAAUGAACCAAAUGAUUUUGAUAAAAAUAAAGAAGCAAAUGGAAUUUAUGAAAAUAAUGAACCAAAUGAUUUUGAUAAAAAUAAAGAAGCAAAUGGAAUUUAUGAAAAUAAUGAACCAAAUGAUUUUGAUAAAAAUAAAGAAGUAAACAAGCCAAUCCAUAAAAAUGUAGAUAUGCAUAAUAUUUUUAUGAAGGGAAUCGAUUUAUGUAAUGAUAUUUUUGAUUUUAGAAACAAUAAAUCUGCAUUUAAGUAUGAAAAUAAUAUGAAUAAGGAAAUUAUUUCAGAAGAAUCAGCAAAUAGUGAGAAAAAUCAAAUUCCCAUUGAUAAAAAAAAUAAUAUUGAUUCCAAAUCCGUUAUUUCAAAAGUUUAUGUAAUAGACAAUACACUUGAACAAUAUAUGAAAGAUAUAUAUUCCAUAUUAAUAAAUAUACAAAAUACUAUUGAAAAAAGUAAAACAGUUGUAGAAUAA